Messenger RNA from Clarias gariepinus (North African catfish), 2636 nucleotides. Its product is annotated as ERBB receptor feedback inhibitor 1. Gene Ontology annotation, biological process: negative regulation of epidermal growth factor receptor signaling pathway; regulation of keratinocyte differentiation. Gene Ontology annotation, cellular component: extrinsic component of cytoplasmic side of plasma membrane. The transcript is spliced from 4 exons. The coding region runs from base 267 to 1286 and encodes 339 amino acids. NCBI's taxonomy places the organism in Eukaryota, Metazoa, Chordata, Actinopteri, Siluriformes, Clariidae. The record is from RefSeq and is a predicted model, not a curated record.
GAGUUUAGUGUAACUCUAGAGUCUUGGAUAUCUCAUAGUUUUUGUUUCCGCAAUAUUUUAUUCAUUUCAGUGGGUAGUUUGACUUAUAACAAAGUUGGACAUUCUUAAAACAACUGACUGGCUGUAAAGGCGGGAUUCAGAGCGGACACACAGCGGAAGAAGGAAUUAACCUAGCACAGAAUCAAAUGGUCUCUUGGUUUGUUUGGAGGCUGAUGGAUUAUGAAUUCUUCAGGGCUGAGAUAAUGUGAUUUUUUUUUUUCAAAAGUAUGGCUUCAUCCCAACCAUACUGGGGCCAGAAGGAUGAUAUGAACAGCAUGUACUUUUCUUUCGGAGCUGACUAUACAGUGAAAACACAUCAGCAAGGCUUGACCUCUGUGGGCUUUGAAAGGAAGAUGUUUGGCUCGUGUUUCUCCCACAACUCUAGCCAGCACUGUCAGUCUUUAAAGCCUGCUGUUCCUGCACAGCUCCACCUCUCCUCUCUUCACAGCUCGCCUGAAGGAGACCAGGUCGUUCCAUCCUUCCAGAAACUCUCCGUCUAUGAACGAGCACCUCCGUAUUCUCCCAGGAGAAGCUCUAAACCUCUUCCUCCUCUCCCCGAUGUGGGGGACAUGUCUUCUGAUGAAGCAGCAGACAGCGAAGUGGAGUUUUUCUCCAGCACCAGCGAGAGCCAGCUACUGAUACCAGAAUGUGCCUCUAAACCAUCAGCCUUCCAGUGCAGAGCGCAGAAUCGGCGGAGUUUCCGCGGUUGUGGGCAGAUCAACUAUGCAUACUGUGAUGCUAUACAGGAGAACAUGAUUGGACAGAAGUGUGAGAGGGAACAAGUGGUGCUUAGAGAAAGGGACAGCCAUAAACAAGAAAAGCCCAAGCGUAAGCUGCACCGCUCCAACUCAGGACCUGCGGCAUCUUUUAAACCUACUAACCUCACAAAUAUUCAUGCGCAGGAAAAGCCUAAGGUCCCACCUCGUGCACCGAUCCCGUCGCGUUCUCGUGACGACCAUCAAGGCAUUGAAGAGCCUCCUGAAAUCCCACCCAGGCGGCCAAUAUACUACGUGGCUCCACGCACUCCUAGUCCUAAAAGCCUUCCUAUUUACGUCAACGGAGUCAUGCCUCCUACACAAAGCUUCGCCCCUAAUCCCAAGUACGUGAGCAAAACCCAGGGCAAGCCAAAGUAUGAAGGAUUGCCUGCUUCACAUACACCAUGUAUACUUCCUAUCAUGGAAGAUGGAAAGCAGGCCAGUGCUACACAUUACAUUCUUCUUCCGCAGCAGGCAGGAUGCUUGAUUUGAAAGGUUUUUUUUAAGAAGUGUGAUGCUGAAACUGCGAAUGGAUGCUAAGCAUACAGUAAGCAGGGUGUUAGUCUAAUUACAGAUGUACUUACUUACAGUAUUCAGGUGCUUAUAGUUUUAUUAAUCGCUACUCAGUGCCACCUCAACUUAAACCUAGAGUACUGAAAAGAGGCCAGGUCAUAAAUGCUGGACAUAGCGGAGCUGUUUUUUUUUGUUUGUUUGUUUUUAUGUCAUUCUAAUUUACAUGUUCUUUUAUUUCUCCUGCUUUGAGUGUUUCUUUUUGAAACGUUUAACAUCUUUGAUCCUUGAUGGUUUACAUGAAACACUGGGUAGUAUAAGCUGGUCUUAUACUGUAUGGUGGGAAUGGACCAGAUUCCAGCACAUUCUGGUGAUUUUUUUAUUUUUAUUUUAUUUUAUUUUAUUUUAUUCAAAAACAUGUAUUUCACUAUUUGAUUACUUGCUUCAGUAGGUGAGUUCAAGCAGAGAAAUUGCCAAACUGCGUUGGAAUGGAGUUCCAGUCCUAAUCAUAUCCCUGUCACAUCACUAUCCCUGAGCUGAAAGUAUUUUAAAUGUCACUCACGUCAUUCUGCAUCGUAUAUCACAGUUGUUGGUGUUCAUGAUAGAUCACCUAGUAUUUGCACUCAUCAACUGAUAGCCAAUGUUUUUGUUCCAUAGUAUGUUCAGUGGAACCUUAUUUUUUUAUUAUUUGAAUUUUUUUAACAUAUAAAAUUGUUCAAGUAAACAGGUUAUUAAUAAACUGACUCAACAUAUUACUAAAUAGAAAGCCUCUGAAAUAUUGAGCGGAUUUCUGAUGUCCUUUUAAUAUAGAGCAUGUUUAGUUGCUUGCAAUUUCAGUUAGAAAUUGUGAUUGUGUUAAAAGAAACAAGUACGAAAUCUCUCAUUCAUUACUUUUCUUUGUUUGUGCAGCUAAGCAAUGGUGGUUAAACUCUUAAUGUGUUGGCUUCAACCUGCCUGUUUGGGCCCAAUGUGAAAAGGUCAAUGUUCCGUAUGACUCUGACACAACCUGUACUUUAACACGUACAGUACGUCACAUGUUUAUCCACCCAUCUACUGUUGCUUUUUUUCAUGGUUUAUUUUCAAAAGAUUAAUUCAGUUAUGUGCCACCACAUCUGUUUACAUGUUGUCGUUUUUUUUUUUUUAAAUCUUCCUCACAACAGAAGGUGGAAAAUGUAUUUAUCCAUGGCUUAUUUAUUCACAUAUGAAGGCUCAUGAUCAUUAACUGUUAUUGCUGUUGUUGCACUGCAUUGCACUUGUCUUUACGUGCAGUAUUGGUAGUUUUUCACAUUACAUUUAUGAUCUAUUUAAAGAAAUAAAGUGACUUAUUUAUCA